This is a messenger RNA of Lathyrus oleraceus (garden pea), 582 nucleotides long. RefSeq lists its product as uncharacterized. The record is from RefSeq and is a predicted model, not a curated record. The transcript has a single exon. Bases 1 to 582 code for a protein of 193 amino acids. NCBI's taxonomy places the organism in Eukaryota, Viridiplantae, Streptophyta, Magnoliopsida, Fabales, Fabaceae.
AUGGGUCAAGUCACGGAGAUACUACAAGUCAUUAAGGCCAAGUUGGAUACCCAAACGACAGUCGUUUCAGAAAUCACCGGUCCUACGAUUGAACCCCAACCUGCGAGGACAGUGCCUACCACUUGGCUAGCCUACGGUUUACCUCCCGACUUCUCACCUCCAGUUGAAGGUGCCCCUAGUUUUGUACAAUCCACUCAGCAGAUGGUUCCUCUACCAACUAUCCAUGAAACUCAUCCCGUGGCCCACACGUUUGCAUCACCCCUUGUCCAUGCACACAUGCAACCUUAUUUUGAAGAUCAACAACAUGCUCCGGAAUUUUCAUAUGAAGAUGAUGAAAGGAAUGAAGACAUAAGAGGAAUGAAAGAGAAUUUCCAGAUUCUUGAGAAAAGGUUAAGGGUUAUGGAAGGUGACCAAGUCUUUGGUGUUGCUGCUAGGGAGAUGUGCUUAGUGCCUAGUCUUAUGAUUCCCGCAAAAUUCAAGACCCCAGAUCUCGAUAAGUACGAGGGUCACUCAUGCCUUAAAAGUCACCUCAUUAUGUACUAUCGAAAAAUGGUUACGCACGUAGAGGACGAUAGCUUAUGA